Sphaerulina musiva SO2202 is the source of this 2811-nucleotide messenger RNA. RefSeq lists its product as uncharacterized. Gene Ontology annotation, biological process: regulation of transcription by RNA polymerase II. The transcript has 2 exons. Gene Ontology annotation, molecular function: DNA-binding transcription factor activity, RNA polymerase II-specific; RNA polymerase II cis-regulatory region sequence-specific DNA binding. NCBI's taxonomy places the organism in Eukaryota, Fungi, Ascomycota, Dothideomycetes, Mycosphaerellales, Mycosphaerellaceae. The record is from RefSeq and is a predicted model, not a curated record. Bases 323 to 2638 code for a protein of 771 amino acids. Gene Ontology annotation, cellular component: chromatin.
ACGGACUACAGGACUACAGGUGGUGGUGACUGGGCGACAUCCUAGUCGCAGCUCAGCCCAGCUUAGGCGCAUCCUUCAGACGCGGGUCAAGCGCCGGGACAGCAGGUCUUUUGUGCGGUCUGACUGCAUAGCACAUACCUGACCUGACCUGACCUACCGUACCUCAGGUACCUACCUACCUGACCUACCUACCGACCGACUGGAGGUAGUCGUCGACCUGAUCGCGUUGCCAAACUGGUCGCGCACACCCUUCUAUUCCUAGCUACCUGCCUGCGACACACCCACAGCUUCCCAGCGCGCCAGCCGACCAGGGCCACACACCAUGGACGUCCGUGGUCGAUCACCCUCGAUGGGCCAGACGAACCACCAUAUAAGGCACUCGACGUCGGCUUCGCCUCAUCCGUCUCCUCUGGAUAAUCGCACCUCCUCCUCCUCCUCCUUCUUCGACGCAUCCAAUUUGGGUACUGCCUCGCCCCCGACCGACCACAGCACCACCUCAUACGCGACCGGCCUGAACGCCGCCUUCACUACCGAUCCCACCUUCACCACCGACUUCUCCUCGCACGCGCACUUGGGCCUGGAGCCAUCCUACCAUCCUGGCUUCUCCGACCAGUCGCAACCGCAGACUCGCGCGAACAACGUGUCAAACCAUACCUUCCUGCAGGCGCAGGGCCUCCACGAUACCAACGGCACCACAACCAACACUACCAGCACCAGCACCAGCAACGCUUUCCCCGCCUUCGAUACCACCACCUUCGACUCCAGCCUCGAUCCAAACGUGCUCGACAGCUUUGAUCCCUCCCAACUCGACUUGGUCGCCAACCCGACCACGCAGAGUCUAGACCCCAUGGCGGCCAUGGCACAGUCGCACUCGCCCACUCCACCGCACCUCUUCGCCGACCAAGUAGUGGGUCGGCCGUCUGCUAGUCCCAGUCCGCAUGCGUCGCCAAGCUUUCAGCACGCCAGCUAUGUGCAAAUGAACCGGCCAAGAAUCAACUCCGAGUCUCUGGACCCGUCCAGUGCUCGAUACCCACAAAAUGGAAGCAAUGAAUGGCAGCAUAUCGGCGCAUAUCGCUCGCAUCAGCGGACGCCUUCGGACAACUAUUCAGACAUCUCCUCCAACCAUGGCGCAUCUCCCAAUAUGCCCACGCUGGAGUCGUUCGAAAAUUCUUCGCCACUGCUCAACCCAUCGGCCCAAGAUGCCUCAUUUGGGAACGGUUUGGGCUUUGAGAACUUCAAUCUCAAUGAGCAGCAACACUUUUACAGUCCUGGACACAGCCCCGGCCACUCGCCGCAUCUCAUACCACAGUCGCAGCAGAUGCUGCCACCUUUCACGGCAGAUAACAAUUUCGGACUCAAUGCCACCAUGAAUGGCCAUUUUAAUGCUCAGCAGACUGGGGCAAUGGAUAUGUUCCCUGGGUUGGGACAGGAAUCAUUGCCUGCAGUGCACAGUGAAGACCAAAGUCCGGGGAUGGCUGACCAUAUGAGCCCUCCAGAGAUCAAUAUCGACUUUGCGCCACCUUCGAGGGUACCAACAGAGAACAUAGGCGUCGAAAAGUCUGCCGAUGCACUGAGCCCUCCCAUUCGAACAAAUCGUGUUCGUGCCAAAUCAGAUUCACACGCCGGCUCGAGAUCAGCGUCGCCCGCAUUGCUAGGAAGGGGUAGGUCGCCUUCUGCAGGUUCCGGCGAAAGCCUUCUCGCAGUGGAUGGCUCCCGCAACAGUUCGCGCUCAUCAUCUCCUGGUCGAGGUCGCAGUGGAUCGCAAGGACGUGCUCGUAGCUCCAGCCAUGCGUCCGAUCAGCGCGACUACAUUCUUGAUCUCGCAGAUCCGGCACGGUCUCCUAGUGCCGGCGGCGAUAGUAAACGUGUCCAGAAGCACCCGGCGACGUUCCAGUGCACUCUAUGUCCGAAACGUUUUACACGAGCCUAUAACCUGCGAUCACAUCUACGAACACACACGGAUGAAAGGCCCUUUGUGUGCACGGUCUGUGGCAAGGCGUUUGCGCGUCAACAUGAUCGGAAACGACACGAGGGCUUGCAUUCAGGCGAAAAGAAGUUUGUUUGCAAGGGCACACUUCAGGGUGGAUCGCAUUGGGGGUGCGGAAGACGCUUCGCACGUGCGGAUGCUCUUGGUAGGCACUUUCGUUCCGAGGCGGGCCGAGUAUGCAUUAAACCUUUGCUGGACGAAGAAGCCGCAGACCGGCAAAGAGCCUUCAUGGAAGCGCAGCAGCAGGCCAAUAUGGCUGCGGGCCUGGUCGCACCUCAGCCCGUCAUGGCUCAGCCAGAAAUCAGCCUCGGCAGCUUCCUUCCGCAAGCACUUCUCGCGCAGUAUCCCGCCCUGGCCGGCUUGGACUGGAGUAGUAUACCACAAGGCGCACCACCGGACGAAGAAGCAUAUAGCGGACGCAGCUCGUUCGAUGCGUCGGGGAGUGGCUACGAAGAUUACUCGGAGAACGAGCAACCCCAUUUUGGUCAACCACAGCAGGACCAAAGCAUGACGGGAAUGAAUAACAUGAACCCGAUCAACAUGAUGGGCAUGAUGGGUGGCAUGCAGCAGCAGCAACACCCGCAACCACAGUUCAGUGGCUAUAGCGGGAAUGCUGCUGGUGACUAUUUAUCGGAUUUUGAGGGAAGGUAGCACACACCUCGAGCCGCAUACCAGCAUAUACUGUCUGAGCGAGGCGGUUAGUAGUUGGGCAUUCUCUGACUUGUUUUCUUUUCCCGAUUUCGCGCAUCGAUACUAAAUGCUCUCAGUACAGGUACUGAGCGAGCUAGGAUACACGGAAGUUUGAGACAUCAACGAUACCCAUA